UGGAGCAAUUUCCCCAAAAUACAUACAUCAAUAGUCAAAUGACACAAUGAAUCUGGGAACCAGACCCUCAAGUUUCCCAGGACAGUUGUCUGCUCUAGCUUUGACGAAUAAUAAUAAUACAUGGGAUUUAUACAGCGCUUUUCUAACACUCAAAUAGCUUGACUUGUUCCCUCUAAAUCAAAUCAAGACUGUAUUUUUAACAGAUGUUGAGUUUAUUUAUCAUGGCACUGUUCAACCAGGAAAAAUUAAACAAGUCAAUCACUGACAUGCAGUGGAUGCUUGUUUUUGCCUCACUGGCAAACCCUGUUAAGUAGUCCCAGCAGAUGUUAUUAUGUGAAGAUCAGCAGAGAGCAGCCUUUCACUAGAGGAACAACUCCACGUGAGAAUCUUUAAACUUCAUAUCAUCAUAACAUUUCUUCUGAGGCAAACUGGAACAGAAGCAUGCCUGUCAAUAACAUCACAUUUCAUCUGCUUUUCUGAAAUUAAUUGAAAAGCUAAAGAAGAGCAGGAAAAUGAGAAAUAAUUAGUUAAAACAUUAUCUGUAUAUAUUUUACAAGGUAGUUUGUGUCUCAGAUGAUAAGCUUAUGGUGUGGGUGAUCUCAGCUAUGACCCGCCUCACUACCUAACCGGCUGUUAAUCUGACUAACUCCUCUAAUUGGCUAACCAGAGGAGAUUAAGCUAAAACCAGGAAUAGGACUACAUUCCACACAUACAAAGAUAUGUUGGCAACCAAGUUCGAGGUUAGUUUAAGGUUAGCACAUUAACAAUUCAGUUAAUAUUCUAUUUUUAUCACACAUUACUCCACUCAGACAGAACGUUCCACUUUGAAAUAAUGAUAAAACAAUUACCAUUAACAUUGAGAACAUUAAUUUUAAUCUGAGUGAAAGAGGGAAUACUUAUAGUUAAGUCAUUAAAUCCUUACAACCUGUCUUACUUUUGUCGUUAUAGAGCAUUCCUAUUUCACGGCAGGUUAAAACCUAAGCUUGCUGGGAAACCAAAGAAAUCUAUUUAUAGGCAGGAUUAGGUUUUACAGUAGUUCAAAUAAAUUUGUCACUUGAUACUUUCUUCUACAUUACCAUGUGAAAUCUCACACUGUCUGACCACAUGAGGUGUUAUAAUUAAAUAAGAGUAAGUUGGCAGCUAUUAAAUGACAGUGGUACUAGCUAAAGGCUAACAACAGCAUGCUAACAUACUCACAUGCUAAGUAUGGUUUUUCAGCAGGUGUGGUGUUCACCUGAUGCUGAUGGGCAGGUCAAUGGUUUUAAAGGUUUUUGGUCAUAAGAGUAUUGGACAAAAUGAAAGUUUCACCUGAUGAGGACAGUAGAUCAUGGAAAGUCAAAGAUUCUCCAAAGUUAUGUCUGUACUGAGAAUCAUGACAACUCCCCACAAAUGUGUUGAGAAAUAAAACUCAAAACCAGACGUCAACCUCAUGGUGACCACAAAAGAAAGGUCAGGGAGUCACCAGAAUCAUUUGAAUCCAUCAUUAUUAUAUCAGCAGCUGCCAGGAUAUUAACGUUGUGGCAGCUGGUGGCUGUAUGUAAUAAAAUUGCUAAAGUUGGAAAAUUAAAGUAAUUUACAUCAUAUUCAAGCUGAAGAUGAAAACUCUUGACAGAUGUAUAUUUAUCAUUUUAGUUUAAGGGUUAUGGAUGGAAUUAGGUGAUUGUGUUUGUGCGUGCGUGUGUCCAUAGUCCAAGCAUGUGCAGAGCAGCACAGAGAUUAGUGCUCUCUCUGACUGCACAGCUUGGUCGCUGUCCUUAUCUCUCCGACAGUUCGUGGUAAUGUUCCAGGAAACGUUUUAAUUUAGACAUGGAGGGACUGGAUCAUUUGUGGGAAACUAUUCAGUUCGAGCCGAGUCAGUAGACCUGUGAGGGAGAGGAGCUGUUUUAUUUCACUUUGGACCUUUUUACGACAAAGGAAAGCUUCAUCAGUCCCGGACAGUUUGUCUGUUAAAAAGUUAUUGUGACUUCAUCAUGUGAUGAUAUGGAUCUGGUAUUAUGAAAUGUUAUACUGAACUCUUGAGACAUCUCAACUGGCCUAAUAACGGAUAACACAGAGAAAAAACAUUUUCAAUUUGAUAUAGACUGGAAUAAUACUAUAAUUUACAUUAAUCUGACGGGGAUCGUCACUCCAUAGCAAGUCAAAUGGCAGAGGAGUAUGAACAUUCUGGUGCGUCAGAAUUUAUUAAAGACCGGCUGUACUUUGCCACCCUACGUGUCAAACCAAAGAACACAGCCAACACACAUUAUUUCAGCACGGAUGAGGAGUUCAUAUAUGAGAGUUUCUAUGCCGACUUCGGGCCCCUUAACCUGGCCAUGCUGUACAGAUACUGCUGCCAACUCAACAAGAAGCUCAAGUCGUUCACAAUGUCCAAGAAGAAGCUGGUUCACUUCACCUGUUCUGACCAGAAGAAAAGAGCCAAUGCUGCUGUCCUCAUCAGUGCCUACGCUGUUAUCUAUUUGAAAAGAAGUCCAGAAGAAGCCUACAGGACUCUACUGUCAGGAAACAACACAGGCUACUUGCCGUUCAGGGAUGCAGCAGUGGGAGAGUGCUCCUUCAACCUCUCUGUGUUUGACUGCUUACAAGCAAUACGCAAGGCAUUACAGUAUGGUUUCCUGGACUUUGAAAGCUUCUGUGUUGAAGAAUAUGAACACUACGAGCGCGUGGAAAACGGGGAUAUGAACUGGAUAAUUCCUGGGAAAGUUUUGGCAUUCAGCAGCCCUCAUCCUCGCAGUAAGAUAGAAAAUGGUUAUCCUCUCCACGCACCAGAGGCAUACUUUGCAUACUUUUGCCAAAACAACAUAAGAGCCGUGGUCCGUUUAAACAGAAAGUUGUAUGACAGCAGGCGGUUUGAGAAUGCAGGAUUUGACCACCAUGAUCUCUUCUUCUUGGACGGGACCCUACCCUCGGAUCUCAUCAUGAGGCGCUUUCUGCAUGUGUGUGAAAGUACAGAAGGGGCUGUGGCUGUGCACUGCAAAGCUGGCCUUGGCCGUACAGGCACUCUCAUUGGCUGCUACCUGAUGAAGCACUUCCGGUUUACAGCAGCUGAAGCCAUUGCUUGGAUCCGAAUCUGCAGACCUGGAUCCAUCAUUGGUCAACAACAGAACUUCUUAGAGGAGAAACAGCACAGUCUGUGGGUCCAGGGAGACGUCCACCGCUCCAAACAGAAACUGGUUCAGCAGAGGCUGAGUCGGAGGCAGCAGCUACAGCAGUGUCAGCAUCAGCCACUUCACCGCCCUGACUCUGAGGGAGGGACACAGGAAACCAUGUCCUGCCUUGUCUCAAGCAUGGAUGACCUGUCAAUCAACACCAGUCUCUACAAAUCACACAGCAUUGAUGAGAAUAACUGCAGAGAAAGCAGUCUGACGCAGGGCGACAAACUGAGAGCACUGAAAGGAAAGAGAUCAGUUUCAACCUUUUCCAGGUUAAACCUGUCAAAGGACUCUCACUGCCCCAUCCUCCCACCCCCUAGGUCCACUGUAGCUUCCCUCUCCGUCUCAUCCCCCUCCUCCUCCUCUAAGAAGCUCGUGCGAAGCUCCUCCUCCUCUGUGACACAUAUCAAGAGCCCCUUCAGCCUCAGUCUGUUCAGCACCAGGCCUGCUGUCAUUCACUGACUUCACAGUAGAGAUGAAGAUGAUGAUGAAGUCAGAAACCAUACCAGGGGCCUGUUCCAGGAAGCAGGUUUUGCUAAAAAGUAUUUUAAUCUUGAAAAGAGGGAAACUCUGGGUUUUCCGUUCCAGAAAGCGAGGGAACUGAAACUUUAGGGUAAGUUACCAUGGUUACUGACCCAGUGAAAUGGAUCAAUAUGGAGGCAGAAUUAAUUCAGUAGCCUCACGUCAGAGGGGAUGUUCUGACCCGAUGCUUUCAGUCCCUGGCGCUACUUAGUAGAACUUUAGCAUUCUCUCCCAAUCUAUACCUUAUUUCAGCAUUAUAAUAUCCCGGACAUGCUCCGACCAGAUCAAAGUCUUUGCAUGCCCUUUUUUUCGAACGUGAGUUUCUGUACAACAAGUUAAAAUAGCCAUUUAUGUUUUCUUUGUUUAACAUGUGGAAUACGACUUACCUAUCUGCACUAUGUUCUUGUAAUUCAUUUUCAGCUGCAGCCACGUUAUUUUUUUUGCCAGUGGGAUUGGAACUAAAUUACAAAAGAAUUCAAUAACAUCGCUCUUUUUUCAGACGCGAGCAACAGGAAUCGAACAUCGGCCUCCUGCGCAGCGGACAGUGUCACUAACAUUAUACCAGCAUGUUAGACAAGAUAUUUAUGGAGAAAAUAUAAGAUUGUUUUAAAUCAUUUGAUUAUUGUUUUCAGUCUUACAUGUCGACUCGGGCAGUUACUGUCUCCAACACCAACUGUCUCUCCUCAUCAGCUGCAGCUGAUGUUCCUCUUUCUUAGAAUGAUCUUAUUUUCUUAUUUUUUGCCAUGGUGAGUCGUAGUAUCGUAGCUCCGUUGAUGUUGGCUUUUUAUUUGGCGGGCACACGCGUAACUCUGUGUGAAAAUAAUCAGAGUUGAUCUAACUAACUCAGAACUGCUUUUCUGGAACCGAAAACUGAGUUUACCAUCUGAGAGCAGAUCAGAGUUCAGGUUUAAGUUCAAAGUUUUUUAAACCUGGAAUAGGCCCCAGGUCUCCACCAACAUGCUGUGGCUGUCUAGGCCUUAAACAUUUUAUCAACCCUGACAUUGGCUUCACUUAUUUGUCAGACAUAGUCAAAGUUUUUUUUUGUAAUGCAGGGAUUUACAGAAACAAGAGUUUUGUAGAUUGUAGAAUCCACUUCAAAUGAAAAACCAUUUGAGAUGGUUAAAGGGCCACAUCAUAGUUGUGGAUCAUUCAUCAACGAAUGGGAUUGGCACCAUACUUCAUCUUCUUGUCUCCAUAGUACAAAAGAGGCAUAUCAUAUGCUGUGCAAUUACAGGACAUUAACACAACCUUUAUAGUGAGAAAAUUAAAACUUGAUUACAUUUAAGCCGACAGAAAUCCAAAAUCAUUUGAAUCAUCUGAAUUUGCUCUUGCAUUAGAAUUUUUCACAUCAGCUGCGUACUUCAUGCUCCAUAUCCACUGGCUCAUCCAUCCAUUGCUCAGCUACCAGCUCAUUAGUAACACCCAGCCAUAUAUGUUCAAGCGUGCUGCGCAACGGCAUGGCCCUUAUAACAUGACACUUCCUAAUACAUGUCUCUACGUUUAUGCCAUUUUGUUGUUUUUUUGCUCCUUGGAUUUUGGAUGGAUGGAUCCUCUAUUAUAAAUGAAUUGAUGACCACUGGAGGUGAACACACCCAAUAACCACAGCAAAUCACAUCCUGAGUCCUCCAGCAAAAAAAAUUCAUACAUACAAGCAAGGACUCUGUUUACUCAUAUUGGAUAUCCAUCCAUCCAUUAACAACGCUUUAUUAGGUAACGGUUAUAGAGCGGCUGGAGCCAAUCCCAGCUGACAUUGGGCGAGAGGCGGGUUUACACGCUGGACAGGUCGCCAGCAUAUCACAGGGCCACAUACAGAGACAAACAACCAUUCACUCUCACAUUCACACCUACGGUCACCUAUUGAGUCUUCAAUUAACAUGUCCUUGGACUGUGGGAGGGAGCCAGAGUACCUGGAGAGAACUCAUGCAUACGUGGGAGAACAUGCAAAAUUUGAAAACAAAUUAAUAUAAAAUAUAAUGACCUACAUUGGACAGUGCUACUGUAAGCACCUCUAGUUAACUGAAGGUACACUCUGGUUUUGUUGUCAGGCAGAUGCUAUAAUGUGUUCGUUUGACUCCUUGUAUUUACAUCUCAGUAUCAAAAUAGAGAAAUUACAUUAAGAAAUAUGGAGAGUAAAGCAUGAAUCCAUUUUAAGGUACUUUUAUUUAAAAGUGGUGAUUCAUCUCAUGGUGAGUGGUUAGUGAAAGUCUGGGUGUGGACUGCGCAGUUUGUGUUUCAAAGGACAGUUUGUAUCCUUUUAAUGUAACACCGUGUUCAAACAGAUAUUUCUGACCACAAAAGAGGGAUUUUUAUUUGAACUGUUUAGUCUGAACAGUUUAUAUAUAAAUCAAAUGUAUCAAAUUUUAAAAAGCACAGAAACAUUAGAUUAAAUAAUUAAUAAUUAAUAAUCAUUUUGGUAACCACUGAUGUUGUUAAUGAAAGACAUUUUCAUUUAGUUUUGUAGUCGCAUCGAACAUUUCUCAGUUCUGUACAAAUGCAUUGAGGAAACUUGCUUUCUCUUUUUGUUUCUUGCCGUCUGAAUGCUUGCUAUUCAAAUGCUGUUUUGUUUAGAGACAAAGUUGUUCUAAAGAAAUCUUUAAUGAAUCGUCAAUGAAGUUCGUGUCACCAUCACUGCUGGUGUGAGUUGUAAUGUCUAAUCACUGGAGAGAAAAUGGUUGUCUUUUGUGAUUGUUUUUGAAAUGAACAAUAAAAGUUGCUGCUUUAUUAUGAAGGUGUACUAGUAGAUUAGAUGAAUGUCUCUUUCAUGUCACUCUUUAAUAAAUAAAUAAAUAAAGUCUUA
This is a messenger RNA of Scophthalmus maximus (turbot), 6468 nucleotides long. Its product is annotated as dual specificity protein phosphatase CDC14AB-like. Gene Ontology annotation, biological process: positive regulation of cytokinesis; cilium assembly; microtubule cytoskeleton organization. Gene Ontology annotation, cellular component: spindle pole; centrosome; nucleolus. Gene Ontology annotation, molecular function: protein tyrosine/serine/threonine phosphatase activity; protein serine/threonine phosphatase activity. Lineage: Eukaryota; Metazoa; Chordata; Actinopteri; Pleuronectiformes; Scophthalmidae. The transcript has 14 exons. The coding region runs from base 2142 to 3611 and encodes 489 amino acids. The record is from RefSeq and is a predicted model, not a curated record.